This is a messenger RNA of Spinacia oleracea (spinach), 857 nucleotides long. Its product is annotated as ubiquitin-conjugating enzyme E2 28. NCBI's taxonomy places the organism in Eukaryota, Viridiplantae, Streptophyta, Magnoliopsida, Caryophyllales, Amaranthaceae. The transcript has 4 exons. The coding region runs from base 153 to 599 and encodes 148 amino acids. The record is from RefSeq and is a predicted model, not a curated record.
UCCUCACGAUAAAAAGCCUAAGCCAAUCUCCCCCAUAAUUUUCAACCUUCAUUCAACUCUCAUCCUCAUUUUCUCUCUCUUCCUCCUUCUUCAACCUCCGUCUCCUGCAAUUUCCGCCGUCGGACUGAAAUUUAGGGUUUCUCUCUCUGGCCAUGGCUUCCAAGCGGAUCUUGAAGGAGCUCAAGGAUCUCCAGAAAGAUCCUCCUACUUCUUGCAGCGCCGGUCCUGUUGCUGAAGAUAUGUUCCAUUGGCAAGCAACAAUAAUGGGUCCUGCAGAUAGCCCAUAUGCUGGGGGAGUGUUUCUAGUGACAAUCCAUUUCCCUCCUGACUAUCCAUUUAAACCACCCAAGGUUGCCUUCAGGACAAAAGUUUUCCACCCAAAUAUCAACAGCAAUGGUAGUAUUUGUCUUGACAUCCUAAAGGAGCAGUGGAGUCCUGCAUUGACCAUAUCGAAGGUAUUGCUGUCAAUUUGCUCGUUGUUGACGGAUCCAAACCCAGAUGACCCACUUGUGCCAGAGAUCGCUCACAUGUACAAGACAGACCGAUCAAAGUACGAAGCAACUGCAAGGAGCUGGACGCAGAAGUAUGCUAUGGGUUAGUCUGCCUUGUAGGUGGGGGAUAAGAUAAGGACCACCCUCCCUCCAUUGUGUAUAAAAUGGCAACUCAUUCUUCAAUGUUAAAAAACUGUUGCAGCAGACAUUUAAAAUUGGAAUUCUUGCUACUACUACUUGAGGUCAAAAGCAAACGCUUUACAUUUGUCUGUUGGAACUGAGUAUUGUGUUAAUUUGAAUCUGUUGAAUUUAUCUUAGUUUUUGUGCUUCUCUAAUGAGGGAGUAAUAAGAACUUACGGUUUACUA